Molecule: messenger RNA, 471 nt
Organism: Eruca vesicaria subsp. sativa (arugula)
Lineage: Eukaryota; Viridiplantae; Streptophyta; Magnoliopsida; Brassicales; Brassicaceae
Source: the annotation of a GenBank genome assembly
AUGUAUUGCUUAGGAUAUGAUCCGGUCGGAAAACGGUUCAAAGUGUUGUGUAUGAUCUCUUCAUCAUAUGAUGAAAGACUAACUACUCAUCUGGUUUUGACGCUAGAGUCUCGAAAGCCUUUUAUGGAGAACGAGUUCGGGAAAUCUACUGUUAUGAUGAAGUCAUGGAACAAGAGAGUUCUUGUCUUCCUGGUUCUUUGGAACUUUUCAACUACAGAGAAGAUGCUGGAAAUCAGAAAUGGUUCAAGCAUGUCUUGGAAUUGUCUCCUUCCGAGAGUGACUGGUACAGAUGAAAUUGUAUUCUCGACGUACUCGCACCUCCCAGCCAGCUCGUGUCGCCUUGUCUUCUACAAUAUGGAGAGAAAUACUUUUACAAGAGUCAAAAUUGAGGGACUUGAAGUUGAAGAGGCUAAGGUGAAAAAUUAUAUAGAUACAUUCAUAGACUAUGCAGAGAAUGUGGAGUUUAUGUAA